GAAAAACUCAACACAGCUCUUUGAGCUUUCAACACGCCUUCAAGGCUUUUUAAGCUUUGUCGAUUUUCACGGACUUGAAAUUUUAUCAGUUGCUGUGCAGACCUGGUGAAGCAAAUUUUCAAGAUCCAUGAGACUGAAAAUUUUGCUGUAAGCAAAUUAAACAUGAAUGUAAUGUAAAUAAUUAAGGAAAAGAAAGGAAAAAUGCAUACAUAUGUGCAUGAAUUUAUGUGUUGAGAAGUGAUAGUUUUCCAAUUAAAUGAAAAAUUAUUUAGUGAUUCUUUGUGUAAUAACGGGAUUUUUUGAGUAAAUGUGUUAAUGAGUGCAAAUAUUUUUCCAUAUAGUGAAAAGUAGUCGAUUGAAAAAAUGAUUUUCUGGCGUUCAAAAGCUAUCUGCAGAUACGAUAUUUCGCAGGAGAAUAUAGAAAAAAGUUGCUUAACUUAAGCAAGCAAGCACAGCAAUCGAAUAUUCAGUCUGCAAGGCAUUGCGAUUUUCUGCCGGAUUAAGAAACAGUAUCGCAUACUUAUCGCCUCCACACAAAUCAUAACAUUAUUUUGAAGGGGCAAUAAAUUUGCAGCAAAGAAUUGGCAAAUGGCUGAGCAACAAAAACUUUCGCUUUGCCCACGCUUGGUGGACUAUAUGGCGAUUGUGGGUGCACGCAGCACUCCGCCCAUGCCGAAGGGAUUGUCUGGCAAUAAAACGCCACCCGUGCAG
Rhagoletis pomonella (apple maggot) is the source of this 711-nucleotide messenger RNA. Its product is annotated as MAP kinase-activating death domain protein-like. Gene Ontology annotation, molecular function: guanyl-nucleotide exchange factor activity. NCBI's taxonomy places the organism in Eukaryota, Metazoa, Arthropoda, Insecta, Diptera, Tephritidae. The record is from RefSeq and is a predicted model, not a curated record. Gene Ontology annotation, biological process: regulation of Rab protein signal transduction; regulation of apoptotic process. Gene Ontology annotation, cellular component: cytosol.